AUGUGGCUCGGAGCUCAGAGCGACAUUCCGCGGCCUCGUACGGAUUGUAAUCUGGUGUCAUUGGCAGGAACAUCUGGGAUUGUACCGCCUGACGACAAGCUCGAGGACAUCCCGGUCAGCCGACCGGCAUUGCAUCUGCGCCGAUUGUGUCGGAACCCCGGAAAGCUCGUAUUCAGUGGAAAGAGGCACGAGGACAGAUGCUGUCCGGAUCCAAUGCAUUGCACAAGGUACUUUCUCGCCAAUCGGACAUCGUAUAUAGUUGUCUUCUUAUACCAAGACGCGUGCACUGUGGUCGGUGGACAGAGUUGA
Messenger RNA from Postia placenta MAD-698-R-SB12, 309 nucleotides. RefSeq lists its product as hypothetical. Lineage: Eukaryota; Fungi; Basidiomycota; Agaricomycetes; Polyporales; Adustoporiaceae. Bases 1 to 309 code for a protein of 102 amino acids. The record is from RefSeq and is a predicted model, not a curated record. The transcript has 3 exons.